GACGCUAGUUACCAUUGAAACUCAAAAGCGCCGUUUGUGCCGUUUUGUUUUGUUUGGUUUGUGUGGAAUAAAAUAAAUAUUAAAAAUGACAGCUGUCACUCGCACCGUUGCCGAGCUUGUUGACGCUAAAGUUGUCAAACGGGAGCGCGUGUAUGACUACUUGUAUGAGCCCAUAUAUUUCGUUUCUUCUGAGGUCGACCAUGUCAAGUCCAGUUUUAAGACCUUUAAGGAGCGAGUUAGAAAAUUGCCAGAGUUUGAAUCCAUGUUCAGCAAUGGGAGGGUCACCUUUCGUCUGGACCCCGCCGAUCCGCUGCCGCUUUCCGUGGACCGCCGUUGGCGUGGCAAUGCGGAACAACGACAGCAGGCCCUACAGGAACUGGCUGGAUUUAUUCCAAGUAUUCAGCCCUUGAUGAAAACAAGAGAAGUGUGUCAGCCGAGCGGAGCUGACCGCUGGAAAUAUUUUAAAAGGCCUCUCCUUCCAUAUGUGCAACAGAUUCCCCUGAUUGGGAAUCAUGAUGGUUAUCAUCAAGAUGAGUUCGAAGCCAGUGGCAGACAUCACGCUGAGGGCGUUCCCACCCACGUUACAGUGGCAGUGCAGACAGACUACAGGGAGAGCGAAGCGCAGACGGACCCGUACAGUCCUGACUAUGUGCUUCGCGCUGGCGCCGCCCCUUCAGAGCUGCUGGCGGUGGCGUCUUUCACUUGGGAGCGGGGUCUGCCCGCAAGCUUUGAAGAAGUGGAAAUGAUCGAGCGGGCGCGCGCCAGACGGGUGUGGGAGGCAAGGCUGCCCACACUCGACGACCCGAAUCUUCUGCGUAAAAGGAGGCGCAUGAUGGAGGAAAUGGAAGCUCGAGAGUGGGCCUUCAGAGAAGGAAAAAUACAGAAGCUGCAGGACGCUCGUCUGGCCGUGCUGGGGGAGAUGCUGCAGCAGAAGGACCAGGCCCAGGUGACCUUGACCAAGGACAGACUCAACCACAUCUACUCCAAGCUGCUCAAAGAGAAGGAGAGCAAGCUGCACAAGGUGGACAAGGACCACAUGCGAUCAAUGAGGAAGCUGGAGGCUAAGCGGAGGAACAUGGAGGAGAACAUCAAGCAGCUGGGCACGUGUAAAGACUACACGGUGUACUCCUCUUUGACGUGCGCCUCGAGGGCAUGCGGCGACAACUUCGCCGUCAAGAAAACACAGAGUCACGACAUCCAACACCUGGAGACGUACGACGGCUUACUGAAUCGAGUGCAGAGACCCACUGACGCGUUUCUUAAGCAGCAAAAGAAAUUCACCAAACCCAAACUCAACACGAGCAAGGUCAUCGUCAAGCCCCCCGAGAGCAGAAGAAGCAUUCUGUUGGACAAAUACAAGGACCUGAAAGACGAUAUUUCCAAAUUUCUCGUCAAGAAGGAAAAGCCUGCUGCUCGUCCUGUCACUCCCACUGUGGAGGAGCCUCCGGAGGGGGAAGAGGAGAAGGAGCUGGCAGUCAUCCAUUUGCAGAAACUCCUGAGGGGAAGAAGCAUCCAAACGGAGAUAUUCACGAGCAAAGAGAACCACUUGGACCUCAUCAAGGAGCUGAGGACGGCCCACGCCCUGCGAGCGGAGGAGCAGCAGAUGCAAAGGGCCGACAAAGAGAUGGUCGUGGCCCUCAAAGCGGAGAGAGACAAGCUGCGGCUCGAGCGGUCCCGCGGGGAGGCUCGACACGCCGCCGCCGUGGGCGCCGAGCUGGAGUACGUGUUCGAUACCCUGUCCAAGGAGCUGAUCCGUCUGCAGGAGGAGCGCCGCAUCCACGCCUUCACGCUGCUGGCCGAGCGGGAGCGUCUGCGGCGCGAGGCAGAGGAGAGCGGCAGGAGGCAGGUGGAGGAACGCCGCCGCAGGGAGGACGACCAGAUCUUCAGAGAAGUGGUGAAGGUCCACCAGGAGACGGUGGACUUGUACUUUGAGGACAUCAUCUUGGAUACCAUGGAGAUCACAGCAGACCAGCAGGCCCGAGAGGAGAUCCGCAGGGUGGCCAAGGAGGUCAACGACAUCGCCUACGCCAUCGAGGAGAGCCGCAACAACCUUCAGUCGGAGGAGAUCGUGUCGGAGUUGGUCUACGGGUUCCUGAUUCCUGAAGUAGAGAAGAUCAGAGUCCGGCAGAGAGUGCACGAGAGGCAGCGCAGGCACCUGCUGGCGGUGCGCAGCAUCGUGGAGGGCAACGCCGAGCCGCAGAUCGCGGCGAGCACCAUGGGCACACCGCAGGUGACGCGCCCCUCCGAAGUGGCCGCCCGGCAGGUCCUGGACGACGCGCUGCUCCCGGGUCUCAGCGGAGCCAAGUAGUCCCCACCGGGCAAUUCGAAAACCACAGAGGAACUGUUCAAAGUCUAACAUUUUACCCACAAAUCAUAACACUACUCCCAAACAUUUCAGCGGAUUGCAACAGAGAAACCGGGAGUCACAGAAAUUUCACCCCAAAUAUCCCCAACGUUUCGGGUGUAGUGCAUUUCUUCAUAAAUGCGACACUUUCAAUUGGAUCAGGUGUAUGAUCAGCACUCAGCUUUCAUUGCCAGCCUUCAUUUCUCAGGGAACGCAAUCGAGAGAACGCGAAUGACCGAGCGUGACUCACCUCGUUAUCGCACCCCCUGUGGGGUCAACUAUGUUUUCUGAGGAAACCGCUUCUUGAGAUCUUCUUGUCACCAAUUCCGCUUUAAUUUUU
Messenger RNA from Phycodurus eques (leafy seadragon), 2684 nucleotides. RefSeq names its product cilia and flagella associated protein 91 (gene cfap91). Lineage: Eukaryota; Metazoa; Chordata; Actinopteri; Syngnathiformes; Syngnathidae. Bases 86 to 2308 code for a protein of 740 amino acids. The transcript is spliced from 17 exons. The record is from RefSeq and is a predicted model, not a curated record.